Molecule: messenger RNA, 2647 nt
Organism: Zerene cesonia (dogface butterfly)
Lineage: Eukaryota; Metazoa; Arthropoda; Insecta; Lepidoptera; Pieridae
Product: multiple C2 and transmembrane domain-containing protein-like
Exons: 14
Coding region: 374-2557 (727 amino acids)
Molecular function (GO): calcium ion binding
Source: RefSeq, a predicted model, not a curated record
GACUCUUUUUCCGCCGUCAUAAGCAUUUUCUAACUUGCUGAGUCGUGCAUUAUCAAUUCAACCGGGAAAUUAACCAUCAACAAUGCAGUUUAAAUACCGGGCGACGUUAAUAUGCAAUUCCUCGAUUUUAUGAUUGAUUUUGAAUAACUAAAUGUACACUCAUGCCACUUUUUAAUAUGAGGUGAUUAGGUGUCAGAAAUAAUCCGCAUGCGCCACGCCUGAAUAGCUGGUACUUUUUAUAUUCGAUCAUUCAUAAGAGAUAAGAUAAACUUGAAGAUAAAGCGAAUCCAUAUUCAACAUAUGACCAGUGUACAUUAUUAAUGUCGUAGAGCGUAACGAUAAUGAUAGUGUAAAUAAAUCUUUGUAUUACGAAAUGGAAAGUGAUUCAGAAGAAAGUAAACAUAAAAAUAUAUCAAAUUCAAUAACGCGGAGGCAUAUCGCUAGACUUCACGACAGAGUUCAAAUGAAGUAUGGAGAAAUGCAAAAAAAACUACAGAAAUCAAAAUCAAUUGAUAUUUUAACAUCACUUAAUGAAGACGAUGUGUUCAAUAAUUAUUCAAAGCAUGUUAGUACAAGUGAUAUCAGUACGCUUAGUGAAGGAAGUGAAAUUUCAAUUAAUUAUAGUAUUAAACGUGAAAGCAUGGCGUUUUUGAGUGCUAAUAAAAAUGACGCUAUAUUUUAUGAAGUUAAGCAUAAAGAACCUGAAACUGCAUCUAUCAUAAACAAUGAUGCAUUCAAUUACGAAAGUGAAGAACAGAAAAAUAACGGUAUAUUUUUGUUUGACGUCCCUUUUAAGGGAAGUUUAGAAUCGCUCAAUGAAGAAGCUAAAGAUAGCGAUGAGUCAUUUGAACCUUCCACUCCCAAUACAAAAUCACUGAGAAGUCGUAUCGAGUCAAAAAUACGUGAGGCUACAAGACGAAGGAAAAUUGAGAAAGAAAAAUAUUCCAAAACGAAAAAAGAUGAUCGUGUGGAAAGGUUUAUAUUUUCAAAUACGACAAAAGAACAUUUCGCAAAAGUGAUAAACAAGAAAUCUAAAAUAGCAACUGUCACUGUUGCUCUGAUAGAAAUUACAGGAUUGGAAGAACUUGAAGAAGAAAGGCCACGAUCUCUAAGUUGUCGUUUGAGGCUUGGAUCGGAGAAACGGAAAUCUAAAUUAAUAAAGAGCCACGCAAGCUCGGUUAAAUUUCAGGAGCUUCAUAAUUUUAAUUUAUACGACGAUGAUUAUAUUGUGGAAAUUGUAGUAUGGGAUAAAGAUAUACAUGUCGGAAGGUGUGUCAUAGAUCUGAAUAACAUGGAAAAGGAAAAAACACAUAGAUUGCGAAUUAGUUUAGAAGAUUUUGAACAGGUCAAAGUAUACAUUUUGCUUACUAUAAGUGGUCUUGCGCUCAGCGAUACUGUAUUUAGUAUAGAUGAAAGUGAAGCGAUACAAGAAACUGAAGAGAAGAGAAAACAGUUUACGUGGUACCGCAUUUUUGACCAAUUUUCGAACGUUGGAUGGAUGUCCGUUAUUGUAUAUGGUGCUAAGGGCUUAAGCGCACAAGAUUGCUAUUGUAUUCUCAGUUUAGAUAAUGAAUGGAAACACACAGCAACUGAUUAUAAAACCAAUUCACCAAGUUGGAUGAAAGUGUACACAUUCGAAAUCACUGACAUAACAUCAAUCCUAGAAGUAAAAGUAUGUGACGAGAGAAAAGGUGAGGAAGUGGGGAAAAUCUCUAUACCAUUACUGAGCAUUACGCCCGGUAAAAAAUGGUACGCACUGAAAGAUAGCACGCAGCGUGAGCGAGCCAAGGGGAAUAACCCAAGAAUAUUAUUGGAGAUGAAAGUGUUUUGGAAUCUUGUUAAAGCAUCGCUCAAAGUUAUAAAUCCAAAAGAAGUGAAUUUAUUACACACAGAUGAAAAACUAGACAGGCAUGUGCUGGUAAGAAACAUAUCUCGAGGCAAAGUGGUAACAAUGUGGGUGAUAAAUGCUUUCAAACUAAUAAAAACAUGCUUCGAGUGGGAGUCAACAAAAUUAAACAUAAUUUCGCUCACAGGCUGGCUAAUUAUGUGUUACUUUUUUAAAAUCUGGAUGUUGCCCUUACUUCUGCUCGUACCAUUUUUUAUAUACCGGCCAAAAUCAUAUUGUUUAAUCGAUUGUAAGUAUUUUUUAUUUAAAAUUAUUCCAGGGAAGAAAAUUUCAACAAAAACAGAAACCGAUGAUAAAUCUCUACGACAAAAACUCCAUGAAUACCAAGAAACGAUAUUAGCAGUACAAAACUUUAUAGGGACGGUAGCAAGUCUCGGAGAAAGCAUCAAAAACCUUUACAACUUUUCAGUGCCUUUUGUUAGUUUCUUGGCAAUAUUUCUAAUAAUUUGCAUUGCACUUAUUAUGUUUUUAAUACCUCUUCAAUAUAUUUUAAUGGUCUGGGGUAUUCAUAAGUUUACAAGGAAAAUAUUGAAACCAAAUAGAAUAGCUCAUAAUGAAAUACUGGACUUGCUCUCUAGGGUUCCUGAUGAUAUUACCUUGCAUAACUAUCAAGAAAUACCUCUGGAACAUAUUUCAGAUGAUGAAAUUUAGUGAUAGGUGAAUAUUUAAAAGCUAUUUAUUGUAAGGAGCUAGAUGUGUUGUGAAUACAAAUUAAAUGAUCUGAUGUUUAAUCUAAAAAGC